Messenger RNA from Leucoraja erinaceus (little skate), 7103 nucleotides. Its product is annotated as calpain-5-like. Bases 698 to 2593 code for a protein of 631 amino acids. Gene Ontology annotation, molecular function: calcium-dependent cysteine-type endopeptidase activity. Gene Ontology annotation, cellular component: cytoplasm. The transcript is spliced from 12 exons. Gene Ontology annotation, biological process: proteolysis. Lineage: Eukaryota; Metazoa; Chordata; Chondrichthyes; Rajiformes; Rajidae. The record is from RefSeq and is a predicted model, not a curated record.
GUGCAGGAGUCGGCCAUUUGGCCCUUCGAGCCAGCACCGCCAUUCAAUGUGAUCAUGGCUGAUCAUCCAAAAUCAGUACCCCGUUCCUGCUUUCACCCCAUAUCCCUUGAUUCCGUUAGCCCUAAGAGCUAAAUCUAGCUCUCUCUCUCUCUCUCUUGAAAACAUCCAGUGAAUUGGCCUCCACUGCCCUCUGUGGCAGAGAAUUCCACAGAUUCGCAACGCUGUGGCUGAAAAAGUUUUUCCUCAAAAGAGAGUUCUAUUUUUCUGCUCGAGUUACUUCUAAUUACGAAACUAGCAGUUCCACCUCUGGUUAACAGGGGGAAAUUCCUCGUGACUUUGAGAGCUCCCUGUUCAGCUUUCAGGAAUGGUAGAGUCUGCAACAUUCAGGUUAAAAUGCAAGCAACUUUGCAGUUCAGAUGAAAAGUUGUUAUAGACUUGUUGACGGCCAAAAAAAAGGAGGCACCCGCCUGAUAGGUAAGUAUAGUUCCUUGUUCCCCAUUAAAAGCAUUAAUAUUGAGUUAUUUCCGUAGUAUUAAGGCUAAGGGCUGGAAGUAAUGAAAAUAGUGAACUUAAGAGUUUAUGGUGUGGGGUGGGCUGAUGGAUAGACAUGUCACAGACUCUGGCAAGUGUUAACACUGGAGUGUACGUAUGAGGCUUAUGCAUUCAUUGGUGCUAUUUUAGUUUUAGAUUGCGGAGGAUGAGGUUUUACAAAGAUCAGCGGUACACUGUUUUACAAGAAGAAUGCCUUCAAAGCCAGCGGCUGUUUGAAGACCCUCACUUCCCCGCCUCAACCGAGUCGCUGUUUUACACCAAGUCCCCACCCGGGGCGAUUGAGUGGAGACGGCCAAAGGAGCUUUGUGAGUCUCCACAUCUCUUUGUGGAUGGGAUCAGUUCACACGAUCUGCAUCAGGGCGCUUUGGGGAACUGCUGGUUUGUGGCUGCCUGCUCCUGCUUAGCUGUUCAUGAUGGCCAGUGGCAGAAGGUUAUACCAGACUGGAAAAAGCAGGACUGGGAUUCAAAACAUCCGAAUAAUCACGCGGGCAUCUUUCACUUCCGGUUCUGGCGUUUCGGAGAAUGGACCGACGUCGUGAUCGAUGAUCGACUCCCAACAAUGAAUGGCAGGCUCCUGUUUUGUCACUCAGACUCCAAGGAAGAGUUCUGGAGUGCUCUGUUGGAGAAAGCGUACGCAAAGUUGGCGGGAUGCUACGAGGCACUGGAUGGAGGGAACGCGGGCGAUGCCAUUGUGGAUUUCAGCGGCGCGGUUGCAGAGACCAUUGACGUGCAUAAGGCCAAAUGUGCGAAGAAAAAAGCCAGCCACGUGCAGCUGUUUGAGAAACUGCUGAAGGUGCACAGACGAGGAGGCAUGAUCAGCUGCUCCAUCCACGAGAGAGAGGGCAAGGAACUGACAGUGAACAAGUUACAUGGACUGAAGGUUGAUCAUUCAUAUUCAGUAACCGACAUGCAGAAGGUUCGUCUGGGCAACACAGCGGAAAAACUGUUCAUGAUCAAAAUGAGGAAUCCGUGGGGAAAGGUCGAAUGGACAGACUCGUGGAGUGAUAGUUCACAGGACUGGAAGAAAGUAAACAGAAAGGAACGUGAAAGAAUUGGUGUUGAUGUUAAGAAUGACGGUGAGUUCUGGAUGGCUUUCCGGGACUGGUGCGAAGUCUUCACCAACGUGAUAGCUUGUCGGCUGGUGAACACGUCUCUCUGGAGCGUCAACAAGACCUGGGAUGAAGUGGUACUCGCCGGGGCCUGGAGGCUUCAUGAAGACCCAUCGCUCAACCGCGCUGGGGGUUGCACAAACUACGUGGAAACCUUUCUACAAAAUCCACAGUAUGUCUUUGAUGUGAUGAAGGAGGAGGAUGAGGUACUUAUUUCGCUGCAGCAGCGAGACAAACGCAUCCAUCGGGUAGAGGGCAAAGAGAUGAAUCUGACCAUUGGCUUCAACAUCUUCCAGGUGGAACUCAACCGCGAGUACAGGCUGCACAGUUUGUUUAAGAAAGUGGCCACGUCAGACUACAGUGCAACAAGAAGUAUUUUCCUACGAAUUGACCUGAAGAAAGGGCGUUAUGUCAUUAUCCCGACAACAUUGGAGCCAAAUGCAGAGGGCGACUAUCUGCUGAGAAUCUACACCGACAGAUCCUCCGGAUGCAGGGAGAUGACGCUGGACAAGCCUGAGGUGACGUGUUGGCACGUUGUGCUACGCUACCCGCGUGUUGUCACCCAGCUGCACCUUCACGGGGCGAAGGACCUCCUGAAGCAGGAUUCCUCUGGAGGAGCCAAUCCCUACGCUGUUAUUAAAUGCGAAUUCCACAGGAUACGUACUGCUAUUAUUGAAAACUCGCUGAAUCCAGAGUUUGAUUCCAAAGUAAUAUUUCACAGGAGAAUGCCUACUCUUCCAAUAAUUAUCCAGGUUUGGAAUCGUAACACGUUGUGUGACAAGCUGAUAGGUCAGGUGACCCUUGACGGGUCCCAGGAUAACCACGGCUCUCCGCAGAUCCUGCAGAUUCACAACAGCGGCGUUCAGGAGGGCCAGACACCUGGGAGCGUCAGCGUCACUGUCAAGACCAGCAGCGACCUGGCAGCCUUCUGAACCGCGAGCGAUCCAAUGUAACCUACCGCUGAGCUUCAAAGUCAGCCUUCUCAUCUCAACCAGUAGGCCACGGGGAUUUAAACAAGACUUUAUCAACGAAACCCUCAGUGCUAAAAAAAACACACACACAGUGCUGGAAUAACAGCAGGCCAGACAACAUCUCUAGGGGAUUUGUUUCUACUAUUCUCAUAGGUUCUAGGAGCAGAAUUAGGCCAUUCUGCACAUCAAGUCUACUCCGCCAUUCAAUCACAGCUGAUCUAUCAUUCUCUCUCAACCCCAUUCUCCUGCCUUCUCCCCAUAACCCCUGACACACGUACUAAUCAAGAAUCUAUCAAUCUCCACCGUAAAAAUAUCCAUUGACUUGGCCUCCACAGCUGUCCGUCACGAAGCUUCUUCACGGUCUCAUUUUUUGAAACCCAGAAUCUGCAACUCCUUGUUUCUUCAAUUUACAUCUUGACAGUUCCUCAAGAAAUGCCUACUUUGCAGACUUUCUCCUCCAAUCAUUCUGAAGAAUGGUCCCGACACAAAACGUCACCUAACUAUGAUCUCCAGAGAUGCUGCCUGACCUGCUGAGUCACAAAGAUCUGCAGAUACUGGUUAAUGCACAAAGUGCUGGAGUAACUGAAAAGGAGCAUAGAUAAUAGGUGCAGGAGUAGGCCAUUCGGCCCUUCAAGCCAGCACCGAUAUUCAAUGUGAUCAUGGCUGAUCAUCCACAAUCAGUACCCCGUUCCUGCCUUCUCCCCAUAUCCCCCGACUCGGCUAUCCAAAUGUGCCGCUAUUUCAUCUUUUAUGACCGACUCCAGGAUCUUCCCCACCACCAAUGUCAGGCUAACUGGCCUAUAAUUACCUGAUUUCUCUCUCCCGCCUUUCUUAAAAAGUGGGAUAACAUUAGCUGUCCUCCAAUCCACAGGAACUGAUCCUGAAUCUAUCGAACAUUGGAAAAUUAUCACCAAUGCGUCCACGAUUUUUCCAGCUCAUCCCUCAUGGCUCCAUAGUCCCCUUUGUUCAACUGUAAUACUGACACCAUUUUACCCUUCUCCCUCUCAAAUUGUAGAUUAAAACUUAUCAUAUGAUGAUCACUACUUCCUAAUGGCUCCUUAACCUCAAGUUCCCUUAUCAAAUCCGGUUCAUUGCACAACAAUAAAUCUAGAAUUGCCUUCUCCCUGGUAGGCUCCAAUACAAGCUUUAAGAAUCGACCAUAAACUCCCUUUCUUGGGGUCCAGUAGCAAGGUCAGGCAGCAUCUCUGGAGAUCCUGGAUAGGCAAUGUUUUGUCGGGUCGAAGGGACUGUCAGGUCAGAGCGCCGCGUCUGGCCCCGUCUCACCCGUCCCAACGUAGUACAGCCCAUGGAGUGCAGCAGCAGCGUCUCAACCGUGGUCGCGUGGUCCGGACCAGCUGAGGACUUUAGACCCGGACCGCGCGAUGUCGCGCUCCGAGUCCAGCGCCCGGGCCAAAACUCCUCAGCUGGCCCGCCGGCUGGGCUUUGCGUGCAGUCCAGCACCCGGGCCAACUCAUCAUUCACCCAGCCACGGCCGAGUCAGUCAACGAAUUUCCUUCGAGAAUUUGUCCCAUAUUUUCACCUUUUGUCCCUUAUUUGGAAGUGAGAAAGUUGGCGACCCUAGUGGUGGUGGAGGUAGAUAUAGUAGUGGAGUUUAGGAGGCUUUUAGACGGGCGCAUGGAUGUGUUGGGAAUGGAGGGAUAUGGAUCAUGUGUAGGCAGAUAGUUAGGUUAUCUUAGCACAUCUUCUGUUUAUAUCACUUACGAACAUCUAGAACGGGUGUCAGGGGUUAUGGUGAGAAGGCAGGAAAAUUGGGUUGAGAGGGGGGAGAUAGAUCAGCCGUGAUUAAAUGGCAGAGUAGACUUGAUGGGCCGAAUGGCCUAAUUCUGCUCCUAUCACUAUGUUUGGAAUAGACAUUUUGUUUCGUUUAGUUUGAGCUACAGCACAGAAACAGGCCCUUCGGCCCACUGGGUCCGCGCUGACCAGCGAUCCCUGCACAUUAACGCCCACGAGGGACAUUUUAAAAAAAACAUUUACCAAGCCAAUUAACCUACAAACCUGUACGUCUUUGGAAUGUGGCAGGAAACCGAAGAUCUCGGAGAAAACCCACGCAGGCCACGGGGAGAAGGUACAAAUUCCCUACAGACAGUACCCAUAAUCGGGAUCGAACCCAGGUCUCCGGCGUCUGCGAGCGCUGUAAGGCAGCUGUUAAAGAUCGUGAGACUUGAUGAUAGAAUAAAUCAAAGAGUCAAAAAUCUCUGUAAAUAGCCUUUACUAGGUCACCAAGGUGAAAUAGAAAAAACAGGCAGUGAUGUGCACAGAGAGUCCACACCAAAGGCUGGCGCUGUUCAGACUGGCAAUACAGAAGAUUUACACACAUCUUUAUACUAAUGAAACAGCCAUACGCACAUGGUCAAUAACAAAGAGGCUUCAGUUAAACACAAUGGAUCCCCUCAGUUACAUUGGGGAAGAAACAAAGUAUAACUAAUAGUUUGGGAAAUGGUACAGCUGCGAAGGUAAGAACAGGUCUAUUGUUCUUCUUACAGCUUGCUGGUAACAGUGUAGGAGUUCUAGACACCCGGGAACAAUACAAUACAAUACAAUACAAUACAAUUUAUUUGUCACUUGAACCUCAUAGAGGCUCAAGUGAAAUGUUGUUUCUGCAGUCAUACAUACAAGAAAAAAAAGACCCAAGACACAACACAAUUUACACAGACAUCCAUCACAGCGCAUCUCCACCUCGCUGUGAUGGAAGGCAAAAAAAAAGGUAUCUCUCCCCUGCACUUCCCUCUCCCCCCGAUGUCAGAGUCAAAGUCAGAGCCCCCGGCGGGCGAUAACAAUUGUCCCGCGGCCAUUAACGCCGCGCCGGGUGAUGCAAGGCCGCGCUCCGGGUCUUGUUGUUGGAGCCCCGGGCGGGCGCUGGCAAAGUCCCGCAACCGUUAAAGCCACGCCGGGCGAUGAUGUAAGGCCCUGCUCCAGGUACAUCCCUUAUCUCUAUUCUCAUUGAGACAGCAAAGGUCAUUUAACUGCAAGCUUUGUGCUCAGUAUUCACAGGCUUUUGCAGCCUUCUGAAUUGGCCAACAUUUUAAACCGUUACCAGCAUGCUAUGUACAAAACGGAGGAUAAUAGCAAAUAUAACUACAUAAGCUAAAUAAGAGGGAGAAUAACCGCACUAACUUUCACACAGCAACUCUACAGCUGCACCACCGGGACCGACCAUGUGGGCCGAGGGCCUGCUCCUGUGCUGUACGUUCUAAGUUGUAUGUUAAAAGAGGAAAGUGAAAGGGGUAAAUCUAAAGGGAAGAUGGACAUACAAAGUUAGAGUCAGACAGGGAGUGAGUGGGUCAGACACCAGCUGUGGAGAAAAGGAAUAGGUGACGUUUCGGGACGAGACCAUUCUUCAAAUCAAGGAAUUGUUUAGAUAAAGUGACAUUUUAAACAGCUACUGAUGUGACUGUUACUCACAUCAGUUUGAUAAUGUGCAAUGUUAGUCAACUCACUUGAAAGGAAAUAUUGACAUUGCUGUCUGGGAAAUCGGCUGCAGGGAAUGAUAAUGAACUGAAGUUGAGAAAUUCAUAAGGUCAUAAGGGAUUGGAGCAAAAUGAGGUAAUUCCACCUAUCAAGUCUACUCCACCAUUCAAUCGUAGCUGAUCUAUCUCUCCCUCGUAACCCUAUUCUCCUGCCUUCUCCCCAUAACCUCUGACACCCAAACUAUUCAAGAAUCUACCUGUCCCUGCCUUAAAAAUAUCCAUUGAUUUGGCCGUCUGUGGCAAUGAUAUUCCAAAAGAAAACCCACACAUGUCAGUGAGAACGUACAAACUCCUUAUAGACAGCACCCGUCGUCAGUUUUGAACCCGGGUCUCUGGCGCUGUAAGGCAGCAACUCUACCAUUGUGCUGCCGAAUAUGUAGUCAAUUCUUUAUUUCAUUUAAUUUCUACACUCACAAGGACCACAUAUAACAUGCUUACAAAGAGUUUGCGCUUAAAAUGAAUGAAAACAAUGUAAAGAGUUUUAUCAAAAGAAGCAAAACUGGGAAUAUGUUAACCUACAGAAAUGUGGUGAAUGGUAAUGAUUUACUAAAUAGCGAAUCAACAAGAUUUACAUACAAUUGUAAAUAGACCGCAGAUCUACAACCGUAAGGCCCAGGGACGGUGGUGUAGGGAGAUAUGGAAUGAAAUGAAUGAAAGAUAUGCAAAAAAGUAACAAUGAUUAAGGAAACAGGCCAUUGUUUGCUGUGGGUUAGGUGAAAACGAGUUGCAGACAAUGAAACACGACAGGAUGACAGCGAAACCAGUAUGAUGACUAGGGUGGGUUGGGACAAAGAGAGGGAAUUCAAGGGUUAUUUGAAGUUAGAGACAUCAUUAUUCCGACCACUGGGUUGUAAGCUGGCCAAGCGCUGUAGGAGGUGCUGUUCCUCCAAUUAGUGAGUGGGUGUUGCCUUCGUUUCAAAAUCCAGUCUGUGGUCGGAGGUAAUGUGUUGUUUGACAUGGAUAAAUGGUGCAAACCAUUUAUA